Messenger RNA from Aspergillus sclerotioniger CBS 115572, 1422 nucleotides. RefSeq names its product sugar transporter. Gene Ontology annotation, cellular component: membrane. The record is from RefSeq and is a predicted model, not a curated record. The coding region runs from base 1 to 1422 and encodes 473 amino acids. The transcript has a single exon. NCBI's taxonomy places the organism in Eukaryota, Fungi, Ascomycota, Eurotiomycetes, Eurotiales, Aspergillaceae. Gene Ontology annotation, molecular function: carbohydrate:proton symporter activity. Gene Ontology annotation, biological process: carbohydrate transport; transmembrane transport.
AUGUCCUCCGCAAAACAACUCUUCAACGACGCCAGAGAAGCCACCGAGGCAGAGCACAAUCUCACCCUGGUACAAGCACUGAAGCUCUACCCCAAAGCCGUUGGAUGGUCCGUACUCGUAUCCGCCGCCUGUAUCAUGGAAGGCUACGACAUGGCCGUCAUCGGCCAGCUGUUCGCCCAGGACUCCUUCAAACGGAGAUUCGGGGAACCCUUUCACGAUGGCAGCUAUCAGAUCACUGCCGCCUGGCAAACAGCCCUCGGCAAUGCCGGCUACAUCGGCACGAUCUUCGGAAUCUUGCUUAACGGGCACAUCACGGAGCGGAUCGGGAUGAAGAAAACGCUCGCACUAGCUCAUGCUGCUCUCACGGGGUUCACUUUCAUUCUAGUGUUCGGUCAGACCAAAGCUCUACUCCUGGUUGGCCAGCUGCUUUGCGGCCUCUCCUGGGGCAUUUUUACCGCGGCGGCCCCGACAUAUGCCUCCGAAGUGUGUCCCGUUGUCCUCCGCGGCUACCUCACCACCUUCAUCAACAUGACCUGGGUGGUGGGCCAGUUAAUUGCGGCGGGGAUUUUUCGCGGGGCCCAGGGGAUGCAAGGGAAAUGGGCGUACGGGAUCCCCUUCGCGAUCCAGUGGGUAUGGCCCGUUCCUCUCUGCGCGGGGCUACUCUUCUGCCCAGAGUCCCCCUGGUGGCUUCUCCGCAAGGGCCGGCUAGACGAAGCCGAGCAUUCAUUACGACGACUGUCUCCAGCAACGUAUCCCGAAAAAACCCUCGCAAUGAUGAUCCGCACCGACGAGCAGGAGAAGAAACUCGACAGCAGCUCGUACUGGGACUGCUUCAAGGGCGUUGAUCUCCGCAGGACGGAGAUUGCGCUAAUCGCAUGGCCGAUUCAAGUCUUUGCUGGUAUCUCCAUGAACCAGUACAACACGUAUUUCUUCCAGCAGGCGGGCGUCAGUGGCGCCACGGCCUUCGAUAUCAGCAUCGGCUACUACGCUCUUGGCUUCGUCGGCACCCUCGUCGCCUGGUUUCUCAUGACGCACUAUGGUCGCCGCACGAUCUUCAUCGGUGGCCUCGCCCUAAUGUGCCUGACGAUGCUAGCCAUCGGAUUCGCCGCCCUGGCCCCGGAAUCUAACCACGCCGCAACCUGGGCCCAGUCCAUCCUGUUGGUUAUCUGGGUCUCGUUCUACGACGGGUCUGUCGGUCCGUUGGCCUUCUGCAUCGUCAGCGAAGUCGGCUCCACCCGACUCAGAGCAAAAACCAUCGCGAUUGGCCGCUGCUCGUUCUAUUUCUGGUUUAUCGCCUUUGGCGUUGCUACGCCGUAUAUGCUGAACCCAGACGAGGCGAAUCUGAAGGGAAAGACAUUUUUCCUGUACGGGGGACUUGCUUUCUUUCGAUGCUCUGGGCUUACUUUCGGUUGCCGGAAAUGA